CCCAGAUCAGCCUGCAGGCUCUGUAAACGCAGGAGAGCUCAGUGAAUGGAGAGCAGGAGACGCUGAGAGCGGGAACUGUGUGGACAACAUGAGGGCGCUGCGACUGCUUCUGUGUGCUCUACUGCCUCUGCUCUGCCUCCCCCAGGCCAGCCAAGGAGCUUCAUACUUCGGGGACAGUUACUGCCAGAUAGAUGCAGUGCAGGACCUGUUGAGUUUUCAACUCUCACUCCAGUUUAAGACGGGCAGACGCAGUGGGCUCCUCCUCCUCGCAGCUGGUAAUGAAGACUACCUGUCCCUGGAGCUCUACAACGGCAGAUUACAGGCACGAAUGAACAUGGGAUCAGGUGAAGUGGUCUUGUCCUCCUCUACUGGUGUGCAGCUAAGUAAUCUACUGGAACACCAAGUUUCUCUGAUACUGAGAGGAAACAAGCUCAGCAUGACUGUGGACAACCUUUUCACAACCUCCGUCCAAGUGCAAGGAGGAGAGGACCUCAACAUCGAUAUGGGCGUCUUCCUCGGAGGAGUAAGAGAUCUGGACGUGGAAUACCUCAGUACUGCCGUCCCCUUCCUCCGUGGCUGCAUGAGCAAUGUAAAGUUUGAGUCCCAGCAGUUUGAUAUUUUGUCCUCUGAGACAUCUGUCUGCCACGACACUAAAGAAGCCUGCAGCAGUGAGUUUGAGGCAGGAGAUGGGGAGGCCACCACCUUUAUCAGUCCAGAGUCCUUUGUGUCGUUCCCAACAUGGACCAGAGCCAAUACUGGCUCUCGCAACAUGGAGAUCCUGAUGAAAACUACGAUUGAAGACGCACUGCUUCUGUUUCACCCAGGUCACCAAUCUGAUUUCAUCGCUCUGGGCAUGACAGGAGGACACCUGAAAGGUGUGGUAGACAUGGGCAGUGGCAUGGUGGUCCUCAACAACCUGAAAGUACAGUUGGAUGAUGAUCAGUGGCACAGGAUAAAGGUAAAUAUUGAGCCGAACACCUUUGAGGUCACUGCGGACGGCGAGUCUGUCGCUCUUUCUCUAAACGGAUCCGAAAAACUAGACCUUGUGGGAAAUCUCUACUUAGGAGGCAUCCAGGGGAAGAUGAAGGAGGUGUUUCGCGAUGACUACUUGAGUCGCAUGGAGGAUGAGAUUACGUCCGAGUCUUUCAUUGGCUGUUUUGGAGAAAUCAACGUGAACCAAAAGGACAGAACUCUACAGGACGCUUUGAUAACUAAGGACAUUCAUGUUAAAUGUGAGGGAGAGGAUUAUGAUUAUUCCACAUAUUAUGAUGUCGAGCCAACCACAACUUCAGCACCACUGCGGGUCACGUAUGUUAGUGGCAGUCCUGAAAGCCAUUGUUACCCAACUGAGAACACGCCGGAGAUCUUCCGAAACGUCUCGAAACUUUUGGAUGUCAACUCCCUGCUGGUUCCUGAGGGUGGAGAAGCUUCUAUCGACAUCACCAACCUCAAUCCAACAUUUAAUUUGAAUGCUGCAGGGAUCCGACAGUCUCAAAUCAUUUUCACCCUUCAAAGCGAUCCUUGGUACGGGCUUGUAGAUAUGAAUAUCAACACGAGACGCACCAAGAAGUUCACUCUGCUGGAUGUGGUCAAUAAGAAGAUUAAGUAUCUUCAUGAUGGCAACGAGAGGUACAAUGAUCAGAUUCAGUUAGAGGUGGUAACACAUGGCAACAGUCUUCCAGAGUGCUUGACAACUCCCCAUCAGUACGUGCUUCCAGUGGAAAUAAUCCCUGUCAAUGACAUCCCACAGCUUAGCGGAGGAGACAUUUCUGUCACGGCGAAUGGACGCACCCGCUUGAACCCUAAUCUGAUCAAAAUUGUCGAUUCUGAUAACCGCUGUGAUGAGUUGGUUGUCACUGUCACCUCAGAUCCCAACCCUAAUGGUUACUUAGAGAAUUCACAGUAUCCUGGCAGGAGCCUGAGAGAGUUCACCUGCAGACAGCUUAAGGAUGGACUCAUUAACUAUGUCCACAGAGGAGGCUCGGUCUCCGGACUCACCCUGCAGGUUUCCGAUGGAGAUCAGAUCAGUCAGUCAACCACUUUUAAACUUGCAGUUACACAGCCACAUAUGAGUCUAGUGACCAACACUGGACUUCUCCUCACUCAAGGAAGUAAUUCAUCAAUUGGAAUACAAAACCUGGCCGUGUCUGCAACUCCUAGAAAUGGAGACAUAAUACUCAAUGUUACACAGCCUUUGAGAUUUGGAGAACUGCAACUUAUCGGAGAUAACGGUGUACCAAAGAAAGUGGCAGAAUUUCAUCAGUCUGACCUUGAGCAGAACAAGCUGAGGUAUACCACUACAAUCUCAACUGAUCUGGCAAACACAGAAACAGAGUAUAUUUAUUUUACUGCUCACCUUGGACAGUUUACGCUCCCAGACAAUGUAUUUAUAAUUAAAAUCAUGCCUGCUCAGGUAGGAAUGGCUAAGAUUGUUCCUAUCGAAAUUACAGAAGGCGAGCCAAAAGUCAUUAAGCAAGCGGAGUUGGAGGCCGUGGUGAAGGGAAAGAAUGUUCAGCUAACAUCAAUAAAAUACAUCAUUUGGAAGCGUCCAGCAUUCGGUGCUUUAAUGUUGCAAGAUAAAGAUCUGUCAGUCGGAGAUAGCUUCACUCAGCAGGAUGUUCAGAACGGACAUGUCCGAUACAGACCCAUAGUCCGCCGGGCUGUCGAUUCUGAGGAUCAUGUAGAGUUUAAAGUAUUUGCAGAGGAACAGUACUCGAGAGUAUACAGCUAUCCAAUCAGAAUUAAAGCUGACUCCAAUGCUCCUGCUCUGACCAACGAGAAAAUGGUGGUGCUGGAAGGAAAUGAAAACAUCCUCAAUAAGGAAUAUCUCUGGGUGCAGACUCCUACGUCCUCAGACUUUGUGUACAGAGUUACUGAAGACCCUAAGCAUGGACAACUCAUUAGAGACUCCCCUCCUGGUGUGCCGAGGUUCGAGGGUGCAAUUCGCGUCUUCAGUAAUGAGGAUUUACUCUUGAACAGGCUUAUUUACCAACACGAUGGCUCAGAGAACAGCCAAGACCAGUUCAGCUUUCUUGUGUUUGAAGAAGCUGAGGGCAGCACAGAAGGUCAGGAGGUGCUUAGAGGAGUAUUUAACAUAGCAAUCCAAUCCAGGAAUGAUCACGUACCGCAGAGGGUCAUCAAUAAACCCUUUAACGUUGUAAGAAACGGGCAUCGAUUGCUGACUACCGAUGAUAUUCUGUUCAAAGACGAUGACGCUGACUUUAACGACACUCAGCUGGUCUACGUUCGAACGGGGAUUCUCUCAGGUAGCAUCGUUUCAUCUUCAGACCCCUCGCAACCCCUCUACCGCUUCACACAGGCAGACUUGAGGGAUGGGAAGGUUCUCUUUGUUCAUAGCGGUGCUGACCGUGAACGGUUCCAGCUUCAAGUGUCCGAUGGAGUGCAUAAGACAACAGCCCUGCUUCAGGUGCAGGCAGGUGAACCACAGCUGAGUGUAGUCAAUAAUACCAUGGUGGUUAUGGACCACGGCAGCACCAAGACUUUGAACACCAGCCUUUUGGGCACAGAAUCAAACACUGACAUCAGAAACGCAGCAGAAAUUGUGUACGAUGUAACCUCUCCUCCCAGCGAUGGCAGAAUUAUAGUCAGCGGUAUCGAGGCCAGUCGAUUCACACAGGAGGACCUUAAGAAAGGAGUGGUGUCCUACGAGCACAGCGAUCAGAGCCUCAAGUCCAAAGACUCCUUCACCUUCAAAGUGCAUGCAAAAGGCCUGUCUGAGGAAGGAACCUUCAGAAUUAAGAUAUUCAAAAAAGGAUAUCUGUCUGAGCCUCAGGUCGCCUCCAAUAAGCUCAUCAUCGCAUACGAAGGAGAGCAUUCCGUCAUAGACCAGGAUCAUCUGAGGGUGGAGCAGGCAGAUAUCGUGUCGACAGAGAUGGUCUUCAGCAUCAAAGAACCUCCACGUCUUGGUCAUGUGGUCAAAAUGACCAACAACCCAGAGACCACAGCUGCCCCAGUGCUGGACUACAUCCACUCCUUCACGCAGCAGGACCUGAACAUGGGUCUGGUCCUGUACGUCUCGGCUUCACUGCAGGGCAGAGAUCGCUUCGUCCUGGACGUCAGUAAUGGCUUCACCACCGUGGAGGACCUGGAGGUUCAGGUGGACAUUGUACCCAGACUAAUCCCCAUCCAGGUGGUGAACUUCACACUGAGGGAGGGCGGAGCCGUGGCACUCUCUGAGGAAGUGCUCAACAUCACACAUCCCUUCUACAGAUCCGUCAACGUCGACUUCUUCGUGGAGGAGGCACCUCAGCAUGGGGACGUCAGGUACCUGGACAGAGACGAGGAUGGACUCAACUCCUUCACCUGGCAAGAUGUGCAGCAGGGACUGAUCUACUACCUCCACGACAGCACAGAGACCACAGAGGACAGCCUCACUCUCGCCGCCACUGCUUUCGAGAUCAACCGCCGCAGCCACCCCAUCACUAUCAGCAUCACGGUCCUCCCCGUUAACGACGAGCCGCCCCUGCUACAGCGCAACACCGGCCUGGAGGUCCUCGUUGGCGAAGAAUCGGAAAUCACAAGCAGGCUGUUAUACGCCGAAGACCUGGACACCCCUCCAGAAGAGCUGGUUUACAUGAUAGAGACGCCAACCAAUGGAAUCGUUGCUUUGAAAGAGUCACCUGACGAGGGCACUGUCACUUUCACCCAAGCUCAGAUCAACAACGGCGAGGUCAUUUUCAUCCAUGAAGGAUCUGAAUCUGGUGGGUUCGGCUUCACAGUGACAGAUGGAGUCCACACUUCUCCGCUCUACCGCUUUGCCAUCAUUGCCAGGCAGCUAACAAUCUCAGUGGAGGCCCAUGGCGAGCUUUUGGUCUUCCCAGGAUCCAGGCAAGUUAUCAGCCGUGAUAUUCUCCGAGCAGUGACCAGUGAAGAUGGAGAUGAGAUCAGUUACUCUCUCUUAAGGCCUCCACGCCUAGGACGACUAAUCAAGCCUAACCAGAGUGGACAGUUUGAGGAAAUCACCAAAUUCACACAAACUGAGCUGGAUGCGGGUGCUGUGUAUUACGAGCACCAGAUGCCCACAGAGCCCUUCUGGGUAGUGAAAGACUCUCUUGAGAUUGAGCUCUCGUCUCCGCCAGCAGCACGACUCAACCACACUCUCCCUGUCACCGUGUCAUACUACGCCGCCAACCGCAAUGUGUCUUCGCAGCUGUGGAAGAACAAAGGCAUGUCCGUGGUGCAGGGGCAGGCUAAAGUGAUUGACAGUUCUAUUCUGGAUGCAUCUAACCUGCUAGCCAGUCUGCCGGAAGAGAAGCGAGCAGGACAGGACAUUGUUUUUGAGGUACGGCAAUUUCCUGUACAAGGCCGCCUCACUCUCGGGGGUAGUGAUCUUGCUCGAGAUGCUUCCUACUUCCUGCAAGAAGAUAUCAACAAUGGAGAUUUGGAAUACGCUCACAGUGACUCAGGUGCCUCCUCAGACAGCUUCUCUUUCCGUGUGAGACUAAACCCUCAUGGCCGCUCCCCUCAGGCUGCUCCUGGAGCUGUGGUGCUAGAGGAGAUCUUCCUUAUCUCUAUUAGAAAAAGAGACUCAAAUCCCCCAAAGCUGGUAAGUUUGGACCUGCUGCUGGAAGUCCUGCAAGGCUCCACCACUGUGCUAUCCAAGCAGUACCUCAACACCAUUGACCAAGACAGCACACCAGACGAGAUCAGGUUCUCCAUCUCAAAGAGUCCUACCAAUGGGCACAUCAUCUACAAAGACACCGGAGACAGGAUCAGCCGGUUCACCCAAGAGGAGGUAAACAUGGGCCGUGUCGCAUUUGUAAGUGACGGCAGCUUGUCGGACAGUUUCAUGGAGUUCACUGUCUCUGACGGGAAGCAUCAGACCGAACCACACACUCUGCACAUAGGCGUCCUUGCUAAGAAGCUUACGCUUAGCAAAGUCCAGGAGAUCCAGGUGAAGCAGGGAGAUGAUGAGACUCCCAUCACAGAGGCCAUGUUGAAGGUGUCCACAGGUGGGAACAGAGAGGAAGAGGUGCUUUACAAGAUCACAAAUGUCCCCAAGUAUGCAGCAGUGAUGGUGGACAGGCAGCCUACCUCCGCCUUCACCCAGAAACAGAUCAAGGAAGGGAGGGUUAGUGUCCGCUUCGUCAAGUCCACCUCUCCAAUCGACAGUUUCGCCUUUGUAGCCCGGAGUAGAGCAGCUAAUGUGACCUCUGCUCUCAACAUCACAGUAAGGCCCUUAGCAAAUGUGGCCAAGGAUCCAGUGCUUCCAAGAGGUGCCACAGUCCUGGUAGACCGGAAACUGUUAGAUGCAACACCUCUCGCCAACAAAACUAGAACGUCCCCCACCUUUAGUGUGACCCAGCAGCCGAAGGGAGCGAGGUUCGUGAGAAAAGGAGGGUCUGCAGAUGGUCAACCUGUCGAAUCAUUCACCCAGAGAGACCUGGAUGAGGGCCGUGUAGCUCUUGAGGUUUUGAACACCACGGGAGUUCCAAAAGGCAAAGGUCAAAGCCAGAUUCAAGGUCAAGAUGAGGCUCGCUUCCUCCUCAAAGCCUAUGGAGUUCCCCCUGCAGAAUGCAUUCUCUCCUUUAAAACAGCUCCAUAUGACCCUGCAGCAGUCUACGGUGCCACCAUCCUUGAGGCCCCAGCCCUGCCCAGCUUUGACACCAGCAUGUCUGGCCAUCCUGGACGAGGUGACAGUGAUUGGCCUCAUGGAGUGGAUCCUACAACAGCCUCCACUGUCUCCCACAGAUCUCCAGUCUCGAGACGGAACACAUUAUGGGCUAUCCUCAUUCCCAUCCUCGUCAUCCUGAUCCUGCUGCUUCUGGCUGCUCUGCUUGCUUACUACCUAGUGAGACGCAACAAGACAGGGAAGCACAAUGUUCAGACUGCUGCAGCCAAGCCGAAGAACGGAGAGAUGAGCCAGGAAACCUUCAGGAAAACAGAUCCAGCAAACAACAUCUCCAUGACCACCAUAGAGCCCAAAGAGGCAGAUCCUGAAUUACUGCAACACUGUCGGACAACAAACCCAGCUCUGAAAAAGAACCAGUACUGGGUAUGAGAGAAAGAAAUGAGGACGUAUUCUGUCUACAAUGAGUGACAGAUUCUCAAAAAACAAGGACUAUAAAAAAAGUGUAUGGAAGCUUCCUUGAGUCAUUCCUAACAGUGCUAUAAAGACUUCCUGCCAUAGUACUGUUCUGGAAAACAUCACCAUUUUGUUUUGGCAAAUAGUUACACUUUACCUCACUUGUCUGUGGUACGUAUGCAGAUAAUGAUAAAAAAAAAUAUUUAAAAAGAAACAUGUUAAGCCCUCUUUAGAACAUUUAGGUUUUUAUUCAUGAAAAAUAAGGUCCAAGAGGAUUUUAUUAUCUGUUUUAAUUUUGCUUUGUUUUUUGUCACACCACAAUUACCUUCAGCACAUCUGGCCAACUAUAUAUGAUAUUCAGCUAAAAGGCUAAAUAUCAGAAAAAUAUAUAUAUUUAGAUUUUAAAACCCAGCAGCAUACUAUUUCUAAUUGGUAAAUGUAUAAAGUGUAAUAACUAUCUAAUCUAAUAACAAAAUCUAAAAAAAACUCUAAAAUGAAGGUACUGCACACCUCUACACUGCACUGCAAAUAAGGAAUUAUAUAGCAUGUUUUUCUUUUUUAUUCCUGUCAGCUUUUGAUAGAGCUUUGAUAAGGAAUGAAAGACGCAUUCACCUUAAAUGGUAAACACAGUAUUUAUUUACAUAUCGACAGUUGAGGUAAAUAUUUAAUAGUUUGCUGAAAAUGCUGAGGUUGUCCUUCAGAGAAAUGCACAUUCUUAAAGCUUCUCAAAAAAGUUAUGUCUGUUGAUAUUCAGAUAGUAAAAAAAAAAAAAAAAACUUAAAAGAAAAAAUAAAUAUGAUAAUUUCAUAUUGUUAAACAGAAAUUUUGGACAUGAACAUAAGUUUAUAUGUUUGAAACAGAAAAACAUUUUGUAGGUUUUUAAAGUAAGUAUUUGUGAAUUAGUUUGUAUUACAUUGGAAAAUAAUGGUACAUUUUGGGGUUUUAUGACAUGAAUCAUUUACCUUUAUGACAAUACCCAUAAUAUUUUAUGGAAUUACAUAAAAAGUUUAAAAAAGAAACUGAUAAAGGAUUUUGAUAAAUGGAAUGAAGUCAAACAGUAAAACGUGUAAGAAAAAAAAGGUUUUAGUGGGUAUAUAUAUUUUCAAUCAAUUUGUAUGCAAAAAUAGGGAUGGGUUUAGUUAUUUCUGUACAAAUAUCACAUAUUAUGUUUUUGUUUGUUUGUUUUUUUGGAGCAUGUUGUACCAUAAAUCCCUCAGUGCUUUGUUGGUGUGGCUGAGAUUUUAUACAUACAUCCACUGGACUGACUUAAGGCACUGAAGAACUAUUUUAUUAAGUAUACUUUACUGAAGCCACAGACAGGAUGUGACUCAGCAGUGGCUGUGUUAACUACAUCCCUAUUGGCUGAUAGGAAGUUGAGGUUGAGGUCAUUAUUCCGAACUGUCGGUUCUAUUUUCCAGAAGUGAAAUGGAGCUCUUUGGAAAAGCAGUGUUCCCUCUUCACUUCCAGACAAAACGCAAUUAUAUCAUUAGUCACAGAAAACUAUAUGCCAUUGGAAAUGCUCAGAGAUCUGUUGUAGUGUGUUUCUAGAGGGUGGAAAAAAUUUCAAUGUGUUUUUAUUAUUUUUAAAUUACCAAUCAUGAUACGUUCCUGGCCUCUGAAGUUGUGUCUGAAUAUUCUUAUGCCAACUUCUGUAAAGUGACUUUGCCUUUUUUUACUCUUUUCUUGGAGAGUUUCACUCUCCUGAUUGCCUGUUUUAUAUAUAGUAUAUACCACUUCUCUCUCUACAUAUAUAUACUUAUAUAUUUUUAGAGUGAAUAUAGAUGCUUAAAUGUCUGGUAUUGUCUCAGAAUUUUACAGAUUACAUCGUCCAGCAGGCAAAGUGUUAGUAAGGUAAACUCUCCAAAUUAUACAUUCCAUUUUCAGUUUAAUUAGUUAGGUUCCUCAUUAAAUGACAAUGAUCUGCGGUUAUUAAUGUUUCUUUGAUGGAUGAAGUUAUAAAAGUUAUAUGAAGUUAAGAAAAGAAAUACAGUUUAUUCAGAAGAUCAUGUCUUGUUAAUUUGUUAUGUAUGUGGUCUAUGAGCAGUGAGCUAUGAUUUGUUUGUUGUAUAUACAUAAAUACUGUCACAGAAAAUACUUUCAAUAGCUGUUAUAGCAAUUAUUAGAGUUACGUUAAAUAAUUAUGUACUUUUGUUUGCUUUAAUUGACUAAUUGAGCCCUUCUAAUGAAAAAAAACUUUAGUUAACUAUUUCUCUCAUAUUUUACUAGUGUCUCUAGUUAUUUAUUUUUGUUGUUGUUUAAUUUGGACAACUUUUCUUAAUUGAAGAACUAUAAAGCUGUUUAAUUAGACUUAUAUUUCCUCAUUCAUAAAUGCACUUAAAUAAAAAAAAUAUCUUCCAAAAAUAGUGAAUAUAAGAUUUUUCAUUUGAAGGCUCAAAUAGUAUUAAGUCAUUCUGUCUUUAAUUGUAGAUUGAAAUGUUAUUAUUUGUUUCUUUAAGAGUAGAAAUCAGUGAUUUUACUUCUGCCCAAGUUUACUGUCGUCUAUGAAGGAUUCAAAGUUACUCUUUUUCUGUACCUCAUUUUAAGCAAAUGUUGUAUUUAUCCCAGGGCAAGAGCAGUAACUUAAAAUGCUAUUGAUCUAUUAUCUGCAUAUUUUCUACUAACAGAAUGUUAGAGCUGUUUUGAUUGGAGAAUAAACUCAGGUUUUAGGGUUGUGUACUUUACAGUGUUUUACCAGUGGUAAUAUACCAAUUAGUAUUAGUAAUGAAUUUCUAUUCCCAAAUGCAAUAUCCAGGCCUUAUUGUGCAUCUAUUAUGCUUGUUUUGAUUGUAAAUAUUUUGUUAGAUAUCUUUAUCUGUCGGAUUACUUGUGGAAAGGAUUAUUUGUUCAGUCUGACUAAGCGUGCACAGGUUCCUUGUUGUGCUGUUACUGCUUGCUUUCAGCAUUUACACUUUAGCGUGGUACUUUUUUUUCUAAAUUUUACCUAUUUAUUUUUUUCCAACUUUUAGACUUUGUAUAACUUUACAGCCAAUAUGCUUUCUGAUUUUUUUUUUUUUAAAUGUAACCCACUCUGUGCAAAAUAAAACAAUGUCAAUGAAGUCCCAACAAAUGAAAUAAAUAAAUACAAUUCAAAAAAAAAUUAUACAU
Astyanax mexicanus (Mexican tetra) is the source of this 10150-nucleotide messenger RNA. It is a transcript of the gene cspg4, whose product is annotated as chondroitin sulfate proteoglycan 4. Bases 89 to 7021 code for a protein of 2310 amino acids. Lineage: Eukaryota; Metazoa; Chordata; Actinopteri; Characiformes; Acestrorhamphidae. The record is from RefSeq and is a predicted model, not a curated record. The transcript is spliced from 10 exons.